Molecule: messenger RNA, 454 nt
Organism: Drosophila gunungcola (fruit fly)
Lineage: Eukaryota; Metazoa; Arthropoda; Insecta; Diptera; Drosophilidae
Exons: 1
Coding region: 63-434 (123 amino acids)
Source: RefSeq, a predicted model, not a curated record
AAUGCUGUAUUGUCUUAACCAACAGUAAGCUUCAUCUCUUCACCAAAAAUCAACCUUUAAAAAUGUACCUUCUCGCGGUGUUCUUGUUGUUGGUUGGCACAAAUAUCUGCCUGAUUGAGGGAAAUCUAGGCGGCGGCGGCGGAGAAGGAAACGAUUAUACAUAUGGGACGCAAGCAACAACGGAUACCCUUAUUGCUAGUGAGACUGUGUCGAAACCCAAAAGUCUCCUGCAAACAACGACGAAAACCUAUACGUUAACACAGGCGGGAACUGCAAAAACAAUAAGCUACAUUAAAAUCACGGAUCUUAAAAGAGCGCGAGGUGCCACCGCCGAAAUCACAUCUGGAGGAGUGGGUGCUACGACAGUCACGAUCAAAUUUACUUCGGCUCGGGGAGCUGGUAUUAAGUCCCAAGUAGUGAUAUAUGGCGCUUAAAAUAUUUUAAAAUCCGUGUU